This is a messenger RNA of Magnusiomyces paraingens, 4854 nucleotides long. RefSeq lists its product as uncharacterized. The coding region runs from base 1 to 4854 and encodes 1617 amino acids. The record is from RefSeq and is a predicted model, not a curated record. The transcript is spliced from 2 exons. NCBI's taxonomy places the organism in Eukaryota, Fungi, Ascomycota, Dipodascomycetes, Dipodascales, Dipodascaceae.
AUGGCAGGCCCUCAGCAUAUCCCCUUAAACUCGGACCCUCACGGUUCGAGCAACACCACCAGUGCGGCAAAUACUAACAAACAUGGCCAACAGCAGCAUCAACAACAACCGCUAAUAUCUUCAGGGUCAUCUGAAUUCAGACACUCGCCAGCUUCAAGCAUCUCCUCAGGCCUUGCGCAUUUUUCAGAACCCAACAACAACACUCAAGCUUCGUCCUCUGAAUAUGUUUACGACGACGACGACGAUUAUCUUGAGUUCCGGCUCAAGGACCCGCUGGACGGUAUCAUGCGGUUUGAUGCAUCUAAAGAAGGUGCCCCUCAAGUAAUCCGUCACUCCAUGUCGGAAUCCACUCGCUCCAGUAUAGAUACAGCCAGAAAUCAUCCGCAGAACCCCUUCCAAUCUUCUUCCUCACACAGUCUUGUUUCAAGUCACUCGAAUUUGUCCCGGAACCAAGGUGAUAGUAGUGUUGCAUUGGCACACCACAAGGUGUAUAAUGCAAACACUACAAGCCAGCAUUCACUUUCAAGGCCCUCUUUACAAAUCGACACAAAUGCUCCUUCAACUGCUACUUACGCACCUCCCCCCCUUUCAUCGGCUUCUGCGGAAACCCCUAAGCAUGAAAAAGUGUCGCCGCAGCAAGAACAUUUAAAUCGCCUUGCACGGAAAGAGCAGCUGGAUCGUGAAAAGGGGACUUUGCCUCCACUUUCAUCUGCAUCUGCAACAGCUACAGCUACAGCUACAGCUACAGAAACCCCUAAAACACCCAAAGUCCCAGUUACCAACGAUAGUGAUGACGACAUGGACUGGCAAGAAAUGCCUACGGUGGCCUCCUACGAUGUUUACAAUGAUAAAAAUGAACGGGUAGUGAUGCGUAAGGAGGAUUACAAUGAAGAGUACAGCAAACGCACAGCAUACAACCAAGACGAAAGCAGGGGUGAAUCCAAGUACGGGUAUACUCGCAUCACAGCUGCUGCUGACAACGACUUAAAGGACGAGCUAGAUGAAAGCACAGACUUUUUAUUUGACGAGGAUGAGUUCAAGCGUAGUCCACUAGCACAACUUGAAACUACAAAGAAAAUGCUUAGUGAUAGCCAACGUAUUGCCUACGUCGGUCUAUGCAGAUUAGCCAUGAUUGAAAUGGCGACGGAGCUUGCCCAGAUUUCCGGGUCCUUUCGUAUUGGCAAAAAGCUCUCAGAUGCCCAGCAUUCCAUGGCCCGCUGGGCUCAACUCAUGAUUAUGCGUCUUUACAAGCAUAUGGAUCUUUCUCCUGAAGAACAACGAAUGAUUGAGUUAUUAUCUACACACGGAAUCGAGCCGACGGAUCUUUCUCCGUCCCUUUUGAAAUCAGCCAAAGUUGAAAACCCCUUUUUCGAUAAGACUCGACCCCCCACAGAUACCCCAACACUUCACCGUUCUACAACACGCGGGUCGCGUGCCGAAGUGGAAGACUUGCACUAUGAAAAUCCUGAAACUUAUAGCAACGACCGUGAAAUUGAGAUUGACGUGCGCUGGACUCUUCUUUGUGAUUUAUUUUUGGUCUUACUCUCGGAUUCAAUUUAUGAUGCACGUUCACGCACACUUAUGAUGCGCGUAGGUUUAUAUCUCGAAGUGUCCAACUUGGAAAUUGCGCAAUUUGAAAAAAAGGUAACAGAUGCUCUUGAACUCGACGAAGCCAGCAACCAAACUUGGAACGAAAAAGACAUCAUGGAAGAGCGCCGUAAAAAGGCUCUCAAGAAAAAAUAUAUUUACGUUGGUCUUGCAACCAUUGGUGGUGGUCUGGUCCUGGGCUUGUCGGCCGGUCUGCUGGCUCCAGUUAUUGGUGCUGGUCUUGCCGCUGGUUUGUCGACUAUUGGUAUUUCCGGUACAGCCAGUUUCCUAGCAGGUGCCGGUGGUACGGCCAUUGUCACGACAACUGGUAUUGCUUUUGGUUCCAAGAUUGGUCUCCAGGGUAUGAACCGACGCAUGGGUCACGUCAAGACGUUUGAGUUCCGCCCGCUGCACAAUAAUAAGCGUGUUAAUCUCAUUGUGACUGUUUCUGGAUGGCUGGUUGGCAAAGAAGAUGAUGUUAGAUUACCGUUUUCUACUAUUGACCCUGUCAUGGGUGAUGUUUACUCGCUGUUGUGGGAACCUGAGAUGCUGAGAUCUAUGGGUCAAACAAUCAACAUUUUGGCAACUGAAAUUUUGACACAAUCUGUACAGCAAAUUCUUGGCUCAACCAUUCUUGUAGCCUUAAUGGCAUCUAUCCAACUCCCCAUGGCUCUGAGUAAGCUCGGAUACUUGCUCGACAAUCCAUGGAAUGUAUCUCUUGACCGUGCUUGGGCCUCAGGUUUGAUUUUAGCAGAUACCUUAAUUCGUCGCAACUUGGGUGUGCGCCCAAUAACUCUUGUUGGUUUCUCACUUGGAGCUCGUGUAAUUUACUCAUGCCUUGUUGAGCUUGCACGACAAGGUAUGCACGGUCUUGUGCAGGAUGUUUUAAUUUUUGGAGCACCUAUUGUUGUCAAGAAAGACCAGUUCAAGUUGGCUCGGUCUGUUGUUUCUGGUCGGUUCGUCAACGGCUACUCUAAAAAAGAUUGGAUUCUUGGAUACCUUUUCCGUGCCACAUCUGGUGGUCUUGGUCUGGUGGCAGGAUUGGCACCGGUCAAAGAUGCACCAUCGGUGGAAAACGUGGACGUGACAGAACAUGUUGAAGGUCAUAUGGGAUACCGUGUGGCUAUGCCCCGACUAUUGAUGGAUCUCGGGUGGGAGGUUUCAAGUGAAGAGUUUGAAGAAAUUGAAGAUCCAGAUCCAGAUCAACACCGCGAGAGACAACGCCAGCUGAUGGAAGAGUUUGACGAUGCUCGUAAGCAAAUGGAAAAGGAGGCUGCGAACUCAGAAGCGGGAGCAUUGGCGCAAACUGGGACUGGCAAGAGUAAAGGCAAGAAGAAGAAGAAGGGAUUGUUCAACUGGAUUAAGCCUAAGGAAAAGGAACUGUGGGACAUGUACGACCGAGAAAUCAAGGAUGCGCAUAAAAAGGAUGAGGAAGCAGCAGCAGCAUCAGCAUCAGCAUCAGCAUCAGCCCCAGCAACGCCAAGAUCUGGUGCAAGCACACCCAGAACCCCGUCUUCGGAUAUUAUUUUUGAUGUUGAUGCUAUUCGAAAAGAACUUGAGGAGCUGGGUCGACAGGGAGCUAAUGUGAGUGCCGGGACUGGAAUUAUCACGACACAGCAGUUUGAUUUUGACAAUGAUGAGGUUCCCUUGACCAAAGCGGAGAAAAGCCGAGGGACGGCAGCAACUAGAUCAGGACACACUGCCAAGAAUGGGACAGCCAGUAGUAGUAAUAACAAAACGGGUAGUGGAGGCGGUGGACACGUACAAAUGGAGUUUGACGAUGGGUACGACACAGACGAAAGUGCAGAUGAAGAUCCGUUUGCAGACGACCGGGCAGCACGCAUGGGGCAAAAGGCGCCGUAUGUGUUGCCUCACACGGUUUCGUCGCCUACUCUGCCUUCACUCGGGACCUCCUCGGCGGGCAGCAGUCGUGGAGGAGCGGCAGAGACUUUGCAUCAUUUGCGGAACGGUCGGUCAUCUACUUUGUCGCAUGAAGUAAAGUACGAUGAUAAUACCAGUACUGAGAAUCAAGGGCUAAGGAAUGGGUUCCCUGCAGCCCCACCGCGGUCAACAGUACAUAAGCAUGUAUCUUCGAUAUCAAGAGGUCCGUCGGAGUAUGUGGAUCGUACAAAUAUACCACCGCGUGUAGAGGAAUCUCCAUGGGCAGCUGAGGCUUCCAAAACAACUGCAAAUACCACAGUUUCUGAGACUAAGUCUGUGGCUGCAACAACUACAACAACCAACAAUACGAUAGUUUCUACAGCUGCACCUGUGCCACCACCUUCGCGACCAGUAAAUCCUUUUGGGUAUUCUGAUGAUGAGGAUGAAGCCACUUCGGCAUGGGCCACACCACCAGGUCCCACAACAUCAGCAGCAUCAGCAUCAGCAGCCAACGGCAUACAUUUGAAUGGUGGUGAUUUAUCUGCAUCUGUCAGUUCCAAUCCGACCAUGUCGUUUGAUGAUUUUGACGACGACAAUUAUGAUAAAAAGUAUGAAACCAAGACUUCAUUACCGGCAGCUGCAUCGUCAUGGUCUACGUCUACGUCUGCGUCUGCGUCUGCUUCUGCGUCUGCUUCUGCGUCUGUGUCUACUUCGAAACCAACCAUGUCGUUUGACGAUUUUGAUGAAGACAAUUAUGAUAAAACAUAUGAAACAAAGGCCUCAUUGCCGCCAGCUACACCGUCAUGGUCUGCAUCAGCAUCAGCUUCAGCUUCGAAACCAACCAUGUCGUUUGACGAUUUCGAUGAAAACAGUUACAAUAAUAAACCGAUGACGACAGCAACGACAACGACGACAGCGGUGGCGGCGGGUGCAGCGGCGACUCCCACAUCGUCGUGGUCCUCAUCGGUACCGGUUUCGAAAACUGCCAUGACAUUUGAUGAUGAAGAUGACUACGAAAAUAAGUACAGAAGCAAGACUUUGACCGGUACUAAUAACGCGUUUGAGGCCUCUACUUUGUCAAUAUCAAAUCCUACAAAGUUAUCGUCGGUUGACACCUAUGAGAAUAAUUAUAGAACCAAGGGGUCUUCUGUUAGUCAAUCGCCGUGGUCAACUAGUAAUAGCACUACUCAUUAUAACAGCGGUCAUACUGGGGUAUCUACGACAUUACCAUUAGCUUUCGAACCUACCAUGUCGUUUGAUGAUGAGAACAAUUAUGGAACUAAGUCAUCGUCACCAUCGAAACCUGCAAUGUACUUUGAUGAAUAUGACAAUGACGAUGAGUACGGUUCGCCAAAGGGUGAGCAUAUUCAAAUGUCAUUUGAUUAA